This is a messenger RNA of Caenorhabditis sp. 36 PRJEB53466, 2082 nucleotides long. NCBI's taxonomy places the organism in Eukaryota, Metazoa, Nematoda, Chromadorea, Rhabditida, Rhabditidae. The record is from the annotation of a GenBank genome assembly.
AUGGGUAGAAAAAGCGCUAUUGCAACUUCGACCAAAAAGACCGUCGCGGAAAAGGAACUGGUUGUGCCGAAAACGCCGGCGAAAUCGCCGAAAACUCGUGCUCAAAAAGCUCUGGCCGCAGCCACUCCAUGUCCGAAGAUUCUGACUCCAAAAACUCUAGCUCCGAAAGUCGCUAAAACUCCGAACAAGAAGAAAUCGGAGACAGCCGUGGUUGUAAGCAGUGACGACGAGGAGGAAACGCAGGGAAUUCAGGUAUGCAUGAUUUCGAAGCCACAGAUUUGUCAGAGGUCCGAGUUAAUUCGUGUCCUUCUUAUUCUUCAUUCUUACAAACAUUUCAAAGUACAUACCGAUAUAAUUCAUUUUUCUCGAAUUACAGACGCUAAAAACGGUCGGAUCUGUGGCGGAGGCGGCGAAAAAAGAGGAGGAAUUGGAGCAUGAAGAGUCAAGCGACGAGGAGGAGGAGGAGGAAAAGUCAGGAAAAUUUCUGAAAAAAAGAAAUCCGUCUUGUUGCGAUGAGGAAGAUGCCGUCCUGAAGGCCAAAGAGCAGGCUCCGCAUGCGGUCAACUCUAUGAAAAAGUAUUUUGCUGACAAAAACGAGAAGUCUCUCUUUCCGGACAUUGAUUACGCUCUCAAUUUGUCUGUUGGCUACAAGAAACCGGCACUCACAACCGAAAUGAACCGACUUAUGAUGUGAGUUUCGUCUCGGACUCUUGUUUUUACUGAUACUUCAUGAUUGUGCUCUUCCUAAUUUUCUUCCCCAGAGAGAGAGAGAGAGAGAGAUAGAAGCGAUUAGCGUUCGAAAAGGCAGAGACGCAAGCGCGAAACUGUUUCGUUGUUGUUGUUUGUUGUCAUAGGCGCGGGAUUUUUGAGAAACACCAAACCAUUUUGGGCAACCUGACAACCUCUUACAGUCGGUAAACUCAGAAAUUUUUAGAUUGCUGAUUGCAAAUAAUGUUUUCCGCCAUCUUCUUCCAGAACUCUUCCGCACUCGACGCGCAACAUCAACAACACGACGAUCUGUCUGAUUCUCCCGGAUCUUGAUCAGUCCGAUACAGCGCGUCGCGAUUUCGACGUGGAGAAGCAGUCGCGCGAGUGGGCUGAUAAAAUUGAAGCAGAGCACGGACUGACGUCGGCGCACUACUCAAAGAUUCUGACAAAACGUGAGGUGGAGAGAAUCGCUCACACUUACGCGGACAAAAGGAACCUCGCCUCAUCAUACGAUUUGUUUUUGGCUGAUGGAAGAGUGUAUAAGUCAGUGAAGUCGUUCCUUGGCAAGGAGUUUUAUAAAGUGCACAAGACGCCGCUGCCGUUCACUUACCACAAACCUCUCAGCUCGCAAAUCGAACGUUCAUUGGCCACGGUCGUCUAUCCGUUGAAGAGAUUCAUGACUAAAGCGUGAGUUUGUAUUCGUUUUACUGAUAAACAUUAGAAAGAUGUACUAAUAGUAACGUUCUUGUGAUGAAUUGCUCAAAUUCAAAAGAAAUUCAAGAGUUAGAAGUAGAAAUAUACCUCACCGUUUCAUCUCUGUUUUUUAGAUGUGUCGCUGUGGGUCAUCUGGGACAAAGCUCCUCUGAUUUGUCGGAAAACAUCAAUUUCGUGAUCGACCGCAUUGCGGCUAAGUGUCCGGGAGGAUUCGUGAACGUCCGCAACAUCUACCUGUCCACCAGCACCAAUAAACCAUCGCUUCCAAUUCACAUUGAUCAGAGAUCGGCUACGGAGAUCAGUCUUCCGACUGGUGCCCCCCACGCUAAGAAACACCUGAAGGAGCAAUCGGACGAAUGCUCGACUCUUCCAGACGGACUCAAGAUCGCUGUUCGUAAGAAUUCGAGAAUCCGUGUUCUGAAGGAGGUGACAGACGAGGCGGUAUUGUUCCCGACGAUCCACGACGAGCAUUCGGAGCGUGAUAGUAUCAAGCCAACUAUUGACCCGAAGAAAGUGCUCAAGAAGCGGGAGCGUCGUCGCAAAGGAAAAGAGAUUGUGAAGAAGCAGAUUGCGAAAAGAAAGGAGAAGAAACUGAAGAGAGUCGCCGAUGGACCCGUCAACAUCAUCGUUACCAAGAAAAUAAAGAAAUCUGUCGCCUAA